AUGAAGACUUCUUCAGCUGACGAACAUGACGAAGAAAAUGUAAAGUUGCUGGAAAAGAGCAAAGAGAGAGGUUCGAGAAAUGGAAGGGUUGUUAAAGUACAUAAUCAAGCCUUAUUAUCUGGACUUGCUUAUUGUCUUUCCUCUUGUGGAAUGAUUUUAGUUAAUAAAAUUGUACUUUCUAGUUAUGAUUUUAAUGCUGGAAUUUCUUUGAUGGUUUAUCAGAAUUUGAUUUCGGUUAUUAUUGUUUCUGUGUUGAGCCUUUUGGGUUUAAUCUCAACUGAACCACUUACAUGGAGAUUGAUUAGAGUCUGGUUUCCUGUCAAUGCUAUUUUUGUUGGAAUGCUAAUUACAAGCAUGUUUAGUUUGAAAUACAUUAAUGUAGCUAUGGUGACAGUCUUGAAGAAUGUUACUAAUGUCAUAACGGCAGUUGGUGAAAUGUACUUGUUCAAGAAGCAGCACGAAGGCAGGGUCUGGGCCGCUCUAUUUCUAAUGAUCAUUUCAGCAAUAACUGGAGGGAUUACUGAUCUUUCUUUCAAUGCAACUGGCUAUAUGUGGCAGACACUAAACUGUUUCUUAACUGCAUCAUAUUCUCUGACCCUACGAAGGGUCAUGGAUACGGCAAAGCAAUAUACUAAAUCUGGAAAUUUAAAUGAGUUUUCAAUGGUCUUGUUGAACAACACGCUUUCUUUGCCUUUGGGAAUUUUUCUGAUUCUCGUUUUCAGUGAGGUGGAUUAUCUCUUAAGCACGCCUCUUCUGAGAUUGCCUAGCUUUUGGCUAGUGGUGACAUUCAGCGGAAUUCUGGGCCUAGCAAUUAGCUUCACAUCGAUGUGGUUUCUUCAUCAGACAGGGGCUACAACUUACAGUCUUGUAGGUUCGCUGAAUAAGAUACCACUUUCGAUUGCUGGCAUCUUUCUGUUCAAAGUUCCUACUAGUUUGGAAAACUCUGCCAGCAUUUUAUUUGGUCUUUUGGCAGGAGUACUUUUUGCGAGAGCCAAAAUCCGUGAGAGAUCUCAAUCUUGA
Molecule: messenger RNA, 1020 nt
Organism: Vicia faba (fava bean)
Lineage: Eukaryota; Viridiplantae; Streptophyta; Magnoliopsida; Fabales; Fabaceae
Source: the annotation of a GenBank genome assembly